AUGGCUCAAGAAAUCCUUAAUUUUAUUGACAAGUUUAACAUUGCUUUUUCUUGCAGAACCAAUGUGUAUAUCAACCCACCAGUUGCCCCUCCUCUAGUUGGUGGAUAUGGAUAUGGCUUUGGCGUGCCAUUUUAUGGUGGAUGGGGUUGGUCUCCAUUUUCAUUCUUUGCACCCGGUCCCAGUGUUCCUGUUGGCAUUGGAGGUGGAUUCGAACUCUUUGCUUUAUUUCUAUUCCUCGGUGCAGUUUCUGCUGUUGUUAGGCGAUUCCUUGGAUCAAGAUACGAUGAUGAUGAUGAGGAAUACUAG
Messenger RNA from Fraxinus pennsylvanica, 306 nucleotides. NCBI's taxonomy places the organism in Eukaryota, Viridiplantae, Streptophyta, Magnoliopsida, Lamiales, Oleaceae. The record is from the annotation of a GenBank genome assembly.